UAUAGUUGCAAACGAUGAACUACAUGUAAACGUAGUGUUUACAAUUCUAAAAAUAGAUUUGGAACUAGUCUGGAAGACGCAGGGCCUUGACGGGAUCGUUUUUGUGAUCCGGGUCUUCCCACGUUGCCUGGUCAUAUAAAUCAAGGAUAUUUGGUCCUGCACAGUACAGAAGUAUUGCGACACGCACCUUAGCGUCCUUUUUGACAGAUCCGGUUGCCGUCAUGUAGACUUCGAAUUCCCGCAUUCGGUUACAUGCCAAUUGUCCUCCAUGUUCGAACUUCUACCUGUGAAUAGUCCGAGCGUGUCGACGUCCCUACUGGUCGGUCUGGUCGCCCUGUGUGUGUACCAGCUCGUGUUAUGGUACAGACGGUACAGGAAAUGGCUGGCGGUCUACGACAAGUUACCAAGUGACAGAGACACCCACUGGUUCUUUGGUCACAUGCACAAACACCCAGGUCCGGGCGAGGACGGUAUUCAGUUCCAGUUCAGCUACACACGCCCUUUCCCACGUCUGCACGCGCUCUGGUUCGGUCGUCUGCGCUGUAUACUGAUAGUGCAUCAUCCGGAUACUGUGAAGAUUAUCCUGCGUGCUUCCGCGCAUGUAGCCAAGAAACCCCGCGGCCCUGGUACGGCGUACAUGCUGGGGAUAAAAUGGCUGGGCGAGGGCCUCCUGAUUGCCAAUGGGGACAAAUGGGCGCGAAACCGACGUCUGCUAACUCCCGCCUUCCACUUUGACAUGCUCAAGUCCUAUCUCAGCAAGCAGAAUGCGUGUACGGAUGUACUGAUGAGCAAGAUGGAAUGUUUCGCUACAUCCGGUCAGUCAUUCGAGGUGUUCAGACAUCUGGGCCUAUGUUCCCUAGACAUCAUCUCGAGAUGCGCUUUUUCCCGGGAGACCAACUGCCAGACAGAAGGGGAGAAUAAUCCGUAUGUACACGCAGUAGGCAGGCUCACUGAUCUUUGGAUCAAAAGGUCCAUUAACGUUUUGCAAGCAUUUGACUUCAUCUACUUUAACUUCACGCGAGACGGCAGGGAUUUCACGAGACAAUGCGACCUCGUGCACGAUGUUUCGGAAGCUAUGAUAAAGAAACGCCUUGAGACAAUGAAGCAGCGUACAGACGGACAGACAAGCGAGGGCCUGGACUUCCUAGACAUCAUAUUGCAGGCUCGGGACGAAGAUGGGCGUGGUCUCACAUUCAACGAGGUCAGGGACGAGGUGGACACUUUCCUGUUUGAAGGUCACGACACGACCACAUCGGCGCUCAGUUUUAUUCUAUACGCACUUGCGAAUCAUCCGGAAAUACAGGAGAAAUGUCGUCAGGAAAUCGACUCCAUUUUCCAGGACAGGGACAAUGACGUCAUACAAUAUCAAGACCUGUCAAAGAUGGAGUACCUCACCCAGUGUAUCAAAGAGGGGCUCCGUCUGUUCUGCCCUGUGUUCUUCAUACAAAGACAAAUGACUGAGGCCGUUACAUUAGAGGGAUACCACAUUCCCGAAGGUACCCAUGUAGCCCUGGAUAUCUACAACUUGCAUCACAACGCCACGGUCUGGGGUGAGGACUAUGACGAAUACAAACCAGAGAGAUUCGAACCGGAGACUGCGCGACAGAUGGACCCGUAUGCCUUCCUGCCAUUCAGUGCCGGGCAAAGGAACUGCAUCGGACAAAUCUUUGCCAUGAACGAACUAAAAAUUGUGCUAUCCCGACUUAUAAACAGGUACACAUUCAAAGUUAAGGAAGGGCAGACCAUUAGAAAGAAGCUUGCAGUAGUCAUGAGAACGGAAAAUGGAAUAUGGCUGGAUGUUAAGAAACGAGUGAAAGAAUGAUUUGGUGUUAAUUAAUCUUAUCGACUUUGUGGACACAUUAUUUUAGUGUUAAACAUGAAGUAUGUUUAGUCAACAUUAUUAGUAUUAUAUUUAUAAAUUUACUGUUCUGGAAAA
Dreissena polymorpha is the source of this 1936-nucleotide messenger RNA. RefSeq names its product cytochrome P450 4F12-like. The transcript has 14 exons. Gene Ontology annotation, molecular function: monooxygenase activity; oxidoreductase activity, acting on paired donors, with incorporation or reduction of molecular oxygen; iron ion binding. The record is from RefSeq and is a predicted model, not a curated record. NCBI's taxonomy places the organism in Eukaryota, Metazoa, Mollusca, Bivalvia, Myida, Dreissenidae. The coding region runs from base 269 to 1822 and encodes 517 amino acids.